This is a messenger RNA of Armigeres subalbatus, 6498 nucleotides long. It is a transcript of the gene CycG, whose product is annotated as cyclin G. The record is from RefSeq and is a predicted model, not a curated record. Gene Ontology annotation, biological process: regulation of cyclin-dependent protein serine/threonine kinase activity; mitotic cell cycle phase transition. Bases 1892 to 3328 code for a protein of 478 amino acids. NCBI's taxonomy places the organism in Eukaryota, Metazoa, Arthropoda, Insecta, Diptera, Culicidae. The transcript has 7 exons. Gene Ontology annotation, cellular component: cytoplasm; nucleus; cyclin-dependent protein kinase holoenzyme complex. Gene Ontology annotation, molecular function: cyclin-dependent protein serine/threonine kinase regulator activity.
GUUUGAACCUCGACCAGAGCUAAAGUGUUGUCCUCGCGUCCUGCGACAAGCCGUCGAAAUUUCAGUUUGAAUUUUAGAAGCUUGUAGCUUUAGAAGCAGCAGAACCGGACGCUCUCUAUAUUAGAAUGGAAUAGUCUUUUAUUGUAGUCGUCGUUGACGAAUCUGUGUGUCAAAAGUGUCAGCCAGGAAGUAGUCCGGAAAAAAAUUAUGUCCCGUUGAAUAUAAUGGCAGUCGGAAGUAAAGUCAUUCAGGAAAAGUGAUGCAAUAGUGGCUUUCAGGGCCGCCAGUUCAUUAUCCACUAUCGAAGCAACGCCUACUACUAGGGUAGUUAGAACUUUGAAGCUUUGAUCCUUCGUUUCAAUUAUUGUGCAAUGAGUAGUGAUUGACUAGAUCCGGAUUCAGUCUAAAAUAGUUAUACGUUUUGUGUAAAAAAAGUCAUUGCAAAUUUGCAAUUUUUAAACGCCAGCACCCAACAACAGUGUUACUAAUAAUCGCAUUUUGAAGAAAAGUAUGUACCCUAUACUCGGACAGCGUCUCCCAUCGACAAACAAACCAAAGCCAGUGUCCCCACAGAGCCAGUAAUAAUUACACCUAUUGAAAAGAAGAAAAAUUUUUGUUUACGAUGAAAAGCUGAGCCGAGGCUACUACUAUAAACAAACGGUUAGCUUGUGUGCACAAACAGUAUUCAAAUAGCACGAACGACGCAAAAAAGUGGGAGAGAACGACGUCCAGACGCAAGAGAAGUUAACAUCUUGCUCAAUCGAACGCAGCUGCGAAGUUUACGCUGGCGAAGCUCAGUAAAAUUGUAUCAGCAGUUAGUAAACGAAGGAAGCGCUGAACGCAAACGCGAAUAAUUUAAUCUGAAGAACUGCUGGUGAUCCUGCUAAAGCCUACUAUGCGAUAGUGAGAAACGCAAAUCACUCGGAAGAGAAGUAGGCUAGUGGAGAAGAGAGUGACGAACGAAUGAUGGUCAGUCGGAGGUGAAAGUUGAUAAAUAAUCCAACAAACAUCUGUGAUAUAGUGUAGAUAUUAUUUUAAUUUAUUUUAUAAAAAUAUAUAAUAUACAACACACAUCGCAACCACCACCACCACCAUCAUUAUCAUCGGGACGACGAGCAGUAUCCGCCCACGGAAAUCAUCAUUCGAAGAGUUCAAAUUUAUCGUAAUCUUUCAUAUACAAAUGGACGGCGGCUUGUAACUUGAUUCCAAAGAUAUUUUCCUACUAGCAGUUAUUUGUAACAACAAAAUCGUUGCCAUCUCCAAUAAACAAACAAUCUAAAAAUACAUUAGGAAAAAAAGGCCAUUAUCCUAGCCCCGAGCAGAAACAGUCAAUCGUGUGACCUGCGUCUUAACGGUCAAAUCGUUCGGAACCGAAGCCAGCAACAAACGUAACUCGGAAAAUCUCGCACCCGCAGCCAGAGAGUCUCGACACGAAUCCGUGUGACAACGGUGACAACAAACAAACACAACCCAUUGUUGUUGUUGCUGGUGUUGUUAUAAUCACAAACAGACCCAAACAAGCAGUGGAAGUAUCAUACCCACCCAGCUGAAGAAGCGACCAGGGCAUGAAACAAGCGAAACAACACAUCAGGGAAGAAAGCUGCGCGUCGUCGUCGUACAUCAGCUGAGUGUAGCAACUGCACCACUACCAACGCCGAACUGCGGUGUGUUCGUGCGAGUCUGCCACACGACGCACACUCGCUCACAUUCCGUGACAGAGUGAGAGGAGGUACUAGAUCGGUGGACCCCCGAGCACCGUGAAUCUCUACUGGGCCGUCAUUGUAGAAUCUAAUAUCGAAUCGAAUAGUUCUUUGUUACUGAUAUUGGGGUGGUGAAGCAAAAGUGAGAGCCACAAUCACGGAAGCAUCCGGGUACUAGGCCAGCCCUCAGUAUGUCUGUCCCUGUACGCUGCUAUUCUGUCGAUACUAUGAACAAUAACAUCGACCAGCAAGAGCACGUCGGCAUCGGCUGCAGUGGCAACGCCUGUAUGGAUGACGACGAGCCGAUGAUGCUGCGCAAGGUUCAUGUAUCAGAGGAGAUGCAACAUAAUCAGCGGAUGUUGUUAGAGGGCCGGCUUGGGACACCGGAUGCUGCUGAUGCAGUUCUUAUGGAGUCGCAGGAGGACGAUCAGGCAACGGGCGCCAGCUACAGCCUGACGGCCGAAGCGACCACCAGCAAUGGCAGCCACCUCGCCGGAGGUGGCCCACAAGACUUGGCAGGAGCCAAGUCGCUAUCCCCACAGAAACAGUCACAUUCGACAGCGCCCCUGCAGCAGCAGCAACAGCCCCAAGCUCCGCAGCAGCCAGCCAUGUCGUUCGAGCAGAUGAUGGCCAAGCUGAGUGAACUACUUGCCUUGGAACCUAAGUACCAGCCGAACCUCUACCUGCCACAGCAGUCAUGUAAUGGCGAGAUCACCAUCGAUACGCGUGAUGGGGCGGCGCACGUGCUGCGUUGCCUCAAGGUCUGGUACGAACUGCCGAACGAUGUCCUGUUCGCGGCCAUUAACUUGGUCGACCGCUUCCUGACCAAAAUGAAGGUCCGUCCGAAGCACAUGGCCUGCAUUUCGGUCAGCUCAUUCCAUCUGGCAGUGCAGCAGCUCAACCUGCCGCAGAUUGACACCGAAGAUUUGGUCGCUAUCUCACAGUGUCGUUGCACGUCACGUGACCUAGUGCGCAUGGCGGACAUUGUUGCCAACAAACUUGGUGUCCAGAUGAGCAGCGCUCCGGUGACGGCCCUCGGUUUCAUCCGGCUGUUCUACUACAUCUUCGAGAACGCCGCCAAUGCGCUUGGGUUGACGGACAUCUUCUCGUCGGCCGUCUCGCUGGCCGACCUGGAAAUGCGGCUGGAGAUUUUGGCCUGCGACGCCAGUUGCGCCAGCAUCCGCCCUUCGGAGUUGGCCCUGGUCAUGAUCUUCACCCAGAUGGAUGCCCACGUCAGCGCGAACAAGGAGCACGGGCUGUACAACCAGCAGAUCCACGAUCUGGUGGACUACGCCAUCCAGCUGCAAAAGUUUUGUCGGAUCCCCGACAGGAGCUUCUUCUACAGUCACAGUAUUGUCGCCAAGAUACUGUCGCAGUACAACGGCCAGCACAAGAUGCCGUACAAGCAGCGACUGGUCUGGAAAUUGUCGUCCCGCACGAUGAAGGUGCUGCGUCCAACGGACAAGCUCACCUCGUAUCUGCCCACCAUCGCAGAACAUCACGCUCACAACAGUCACGUUAACAAUAGUAACCUUAGAUUUAGAACCGGUAGCGUCAGCUCCGAAGAUGACGGCGAAGAUUGGCCCACAUCACCCAUUGUAGCAGUUUGUGAACAGUUUGACGAGUAGAAGAUCCCCCCGCGUAUAAGACACAGACAAACAGACAUUCGCGACACUACGCGCGCGGGUGUUCUGUUAGUUUUCUUCGGAGUGAUCGUUCCGAGAUCGUACAGACAGACAGUGAGUGGCGUCAUUUUCAAAUCCGUGUAAUUAUGAGGAAAAAAUCUAUACCCAUAGGAAAAUUAUUAUUGUUUUGUCCUGGAAACCCAAGUACUACAAAUCGUGACUAGUAAAAGUGUUUACAAUUUGAGCGUUGAUUAAAGAAAACGAAUUCCCCCCGCGGACGGGUCGGUGAAAGAACAGAAACUGUGUAGUACGGUGUUUCUUUUCUGAAAGAAGACAUUUUCUUUUCGGGAGAAGUGAACGAACCGUCGGAGGAACUCUUGAGUGUGACUGUAGAAGAUCGAAGAAGAAGCGAAUAGAGCAGCAAACUUAUUCGCGUUUCAGUGGUCUGGUGUGGUGAGCCUUGUUGCAGAGAGGGUGGCGAGUUAUCAACAACAUCAGAGUCGGAUGUGUUUAGUGUGGUGUGUCAAGUAUUCUGCAUUCCAGUCUGGUCUACAAUAACGUCAACAUCAUUGUCUGCAGAAUAUAGGCGGAACUUGCAAGAAAGAUCCGUGUGUGUAUGCUGGAUUCUCAAAGGAGAAUCACUAACAUUACAUCAACAAAAAUACAAAAAAAAAACAUCAAAAAAUACCUAAAAUACAUAAAAACGCACACCCUUGUGAAGGCGAACAGAAACGUCGGUGGCGCUGUUGGAACCUGGAGAUUUGACUAUCAGAGAGAGGAACGAACAGAGCAAUAGUUUGACCUACCAUCACUGUGUGGCAGUGUGACAACGUUCUUCGCAUCAAACGUCGAAGCUUUUCCGGGGAUUGGCCGCCAUUGGACGCCUUUUUGUCGACAGAGGCGUGUUUGCUAGUAAGAUUAUAUUUUACUUUUUUGAUUUUAAACUAGAUCUAAUUAAAUACACAGAUUUAAUUAAUCUAAGCUGAAAAAGGUUGAAGCAAAAUCCAAAAACAAAAAAAAACAACAACAAAAAUCUUGGAAAAAUUCAAAACAAAAAGAACGAAUCAGAAAGAAAAAAGCAUAAAAGAAAAUCAAAAAAAGUACAAAAUAUACAAAAGGUAAAAAAAUCUAGGAAAUAGGUGUUUAAAACGUAAAACAAACCUAAGCAGAGAGAAGGUGAAGAUCCAGGAAAAGAACGAGAAUUAUUCUAGAAGGUUUAACAACAGACUAACAGACUUGACACUGAAAAAAUCUCACAAGAAAACGAAAUCGAGAAUCGUGACAGCAAACAGCAGAAGUUUAUCACAAAAAGCCAGUACUAAUUGUGUUAUUAGAUUUUUACGCAUCAAAAGCAAACAAAACCAACGUUAUUAUAAUAAACAAACUACGGAAAGUGUAAGCUUGUGUGAUUUUGUAGUGAAUUUCUCUCAUUUUCUUCUUAUAAACAGAAAAAGUAGCCCACUUCUAGAUCCCAAACGUGUAACAAAUCAAGUAAAAACAGUAAGUUUCCAAUAAUCAAGCGCAUAAAAAGAAUCAAGUCGGAGUUUGUAUCCCAAAUUACGAACUCGAUCCGACUGAUACUAAACAUUAUCAAGCAUAAAUAAAACAGAAAAAAAUCAAACCAAAAAAAGGAAGUCAUUUCAAUCAGUGUAGUAGUGAAAAUUGUCUAAUCGCUUUCUAUUGAACAAUACGAGCAGGAAAUCGAUUCCAACAGCUAAUAGCACAGUUUAUUAUUACACAUAAGAAGAGGAAAAAAAGUAGAGAAUUGAACUGCAAAAAUAGUUAAUUGAAAUCCGAUUUAAACAGAAAAACAAAGAUUAAUCAGAAUUCAGCAAAGCCCACAACGCGCGCUUGUUUGUGUUUCGACGUCGUCGUGCAGUAGUAAUAGUUGUGAGAUAAGAAACCAGAGGCCAAGUCGCCAACAUCUUCAAGCAAAAACAAAACGAAACAGAGAAAAAUCUCUUUUUCCACGUUUCACUUGUUCGUACAAUCCGAACAGUGAGUGGAAAUACAAAACAAGAACAAAUCGAACAAUGACGACGAAUGUCGCCUUAGAAGCCCAGGUGGAGGAGGUGGAAACCGCGCCCGAAAAAGGCGUUGUACCGGUGACCGGGUGCAGCAAUGCCGUCCUCCGUCAUCGAUGGGCUUCGCAUGGAAACAACAACCGAAAGAAGAAGAAGAAGCGUCCAACUUCGUAACGACGGCGGGGAUGAGAUGGUGGGAUUUUCAAUUCUCUGCAGCGUGGCGUGUGCGUUCGAUCCGGAAGCAAAACCUACUGUUCUACUGUUUUUUCACUGUUGUCUGAUCUCGAAUACUUCCGCGUUCGAACCCCCGGGCUAAAAGAUGCGAAAACCCCGUUAUCCCAUCCCCACUGAGUCGUAUAAAAAAUAAAAACAAAAAAACCAAUUUAGUAAAAUGAAACAGAUCUUGUCUCUGAAAGUAUAAAAAAUGAAAAAGUAAACAAGAAGGCAAACUGAAGAAUAUAGUAUUUUAACUAUUAAAUAUUAAUUUAUAAAGCAAAGUUAUUGUGAUUCGAUUAAUUUAAAACAAAAAAUGAAGUCCCGUUUCAAGGGCGAAAUGAGAGCGAGAAAAGCAAGCUUUACAUAAAAGAAAGAGAUUGCUGGAAACAAAAAGUAAGAGAACUCUGGUUAUCUUUUUUGUGUAACACAGUCCGUUAUUUUUUUUAGAAAGAGCAAAACAAGGCAAGCACUAUUAUUCAUUAAUAUUUGUGUACCUACCUUUCUCGUUUAUAUUUUUGUAAAUUAUUUUCCUGUUUUUAAACAAAUUAUUUAUUUAUGAAACAAAGAAAAAAAGUAAAAACCAAGUGCAAACACAAACUAAAAGUGAAAGAGACACUUACUAGAAAAGUGACUAAGCGCAGAGUCCGCUGAGCGAAUCUGAAAAAAAGAGAGAGAAUAGAAGAAAGCAACUGAGAAUAAACCGAAAAAGAGAUUUUUUAUCCACCAUUAAUUCCAUCGCGCAUGUGUGUUAGUUUUGUUUUCGGGACAAAUAAAAAAUGCACUUACCCGAAAAAGAAAACUCAUCAAAACAAGCAAGAAAAGUAAGAAGCACUUCAUAAUUCUCGUUCGCAUAGUUUUUAUUUUUUGUCGUAAAAUCGUGUAAUCGUACUUCCAAAACAAAAAAAAAAUACAAAUCUUUUUUAUAUAUACUUA